Dermacentor andersoni is the source of this 2908-nucleotide messenger RNA. RefSeq names its product Insulin receptor substrate 53 kDa (gene IRSp53). Gene Ontology annotation, molecular function: protein binding. Lineage: Eukaryota; Metazoa; Arthropoda; Arachnida; Ixodida; Ixodidae. Gene Ontology annotation, biological process: positive regulation of actin filament polymerization; actin filament bundle assembly; actin crosslink formation. Gene Ontology annotation, cellular component: cytosol; nucleoplasm. The record is from RefSeq and is a predicted model, not a curated record.
GAUUCUGGCCAGCGCCUUUCCAGCGCUUGUCGGUCGCGGUUGUUCUACGGGCAGCGUGCGCUUCACCGGGGAAGGAAAGAUAGGCUCGGGUUCGUCGCUUUCGGAGGAUCUUUCGGAGUGAAACGCAGCGCCGGGCUCAGCGUGCACGUUACCGGGUGCGUCGUUGCGUUGUCGUCGGUGUUUAACGCCGCUGCAGGCCUUCGUAGCGUAAAUUGUUUUCAUUGCGCGGCUGCCAGAAGCGCGAUGAUGCAGACUGCUCAGAACGUGUGUCGACGCAGCGUAUGAUAAGUGUUUUUCGUCGUGGUGACGUGUGCCCUUGUGUCGUGCGCGGAGGAUUAUUCCGAGGGCCCCCGAUCAGCGAGCGGAACAACCAUGGCGGAGUACGAGGAAAUGGUGCGACUUGUCGAUGGCGCCUACAAGAACAUCUUGGAGAAGUUCAACCCCUGCGCGAGGCAACUCAUCGCAGCCGGGAAGACGUACCUGAAAGCAUUGCACGCUGCCGUCGCCGCUUCCAAGGGAUACAUGGACGCCAUCUCUCGGCUAGCCCGCCAUGCCCACCAGGCCACUUGGGGAGGGUGCACGGAUAUAGGCACAGCUUUGAUGCAGCUCGUGGACGUGCAAAAGGAGAUUGAGAACCAGCAGAUGAACGUGCUCAAGGCCUUCUACGUGGACGUGAUCGUUCCGCUGGAAUCCAACAUCGAGAAGGACGCCAAGGUGGUUGCCAGCGAGCAGAAGCGGUUCAUGCAGCAGCAGAAGACGCACCACGAGUCCUACCUCAAGAUCGCCUCCAUCGUCAAGAAGCAGCGCAAGAAGAGCCGGGCCGGAAACCGGGGCUCCAACGUCGACAAAGAGAUAAAGCAAAUGCAGAGCUUGGAGGAAGAGAAAGGCAAGCUGGACGGCUUCUGCGAGAGCAGCUUGAAGCAGGCCAUCACACAGGAGCGGCGACGGUUUGGCUUCGUCCUAGAGCGACAGUGUUCCCUCGCCAAGCACUACAUGGCCUACACAGCAAAGGGACACGCUCUGCUGCAGCAGAACGUCGAGGGUUGGCUGGACAUUGUCAGAACCAGGGAGACGCUACCGGAGUCCAUCAGCAAGAUCUUCAACACGGUGCCUGAACUUCGGCUCCCCGUGCGGUGCAGCAGCGAGUACGCCUGCUCGGGCAUCCUGUCCGACCCGGAGUGCUCGUACGGGGGCAGCCUGUCGCGCAGGCUGCCGCGCAGCACCGACAACAGCUGCGUCGACCUGCGCUCCCUCAUCGCCGACCCGUACGGCCUGCCCCCGAGGUCCAGCAUGGCGAGGGCCAAGUCGGACUUCAACCUCGCCUCGUCCACGGCGAGCCUCGACUCGGCCGAAUACGUGAGCCCGAGCCGCGGAGGCGGGAGCCCCCUGGCGGGAGGCAUGGCGCUGGGCGUGACGGCGGGCGACAGGCCGCGGGUUCGAGCCCUGUACGCGUACCUGUCGAGCGGCGAGCACCAGCUCAGCUUCCACGAGGGGGACGUGAUCGCGCUCGUCGGAGGCCGCAACAAGGGGUGGCAGUACGGCGUCAACCUCAGGAACAACAGGUGUGGCUGGUUCCCCAUAGCCUACACGGAACCGCACGACCCGGGAGAUGCAUCGGACUUCGACAGCUUCAUCAGUGGCUCGGACAGUUCUGCGGCAGUGCCGUCAUCAUCGUCCGAGUCCUCCGGAGGUUCGUCUGGCCUGGGUCGCUGGCGACCUCGCAGCACCUACUUCGCCAGCGACUUCAUGUUACCCCCGGGCCCCGCCCCGCGUCGUCCACUGUCCAGCUUUGCUGACGCUCCGUCCUUCCCCCUACGGCUGGACCCGGGUGGCGAGGACGUCGCCAACGAGCCCCAUCAUCGAGGGGUACAACCCAAUCUACUUCCGGCCUCCGGUUCUCCCGGAAGAGGACGAGGAAGAGAAGCAGGAUCCUCCUCUUCCGGCGUCUCCUCAGCAGCCUCCUCAGCCACAGGAAUCCCCUCGGGCGGCUGCUCAUCCUCCUGCGGCGCCACCCCCUCCUCCACCUCCGCCACCGCCCCUGCCACCAUCCAUCCCGUGUACGGCCGGCACACCCCCGUGGCGGGCUGCGGAACCCUGAGGCCCCCGCGCCGCUCCAUGACGUCGCCGUGCCCGUUCCCGCUGCUGCCCCCGCCGAGGCUGCCACCGCCCGGGAGCCUGCUGCACGGGAGCAGCGACAGCGGCUUCGGCAACGAGGCCACCGCCGCCAGCGCCACCGCGCCGGCGGCGUCGUCAACAGCGGGAUCGGCAGCCGGAGGGACGACGUCGACGACGGUGCCUGCGUCGCCCGACGUCAAGGCGACGGCGACGCUGACGCGUCAGGACAGCGUGAGGGAGGAGGAUGAAGAGCAGGAAGAACAGCCCAGAGACAAUGUCUUCUCGUCAGUCAAACUGAAGAAGGUGUUAACCGAUGACCGAUCAGCGCCGAUGAUCACGUGAGGCAAAAGGCCGUCUCUUCUUUCUUUCUUUCUUUUUUUUUCGUCGCCGCCUCGUGUGAUCGGUGACGAAGCAACGCCCACAGCAACCCAGAAGAGACAUUCCAGACCGUGGCCAAUGCAGCAGCUCUGUCCGAAGAACAUCCAUUCCUGCCGAGGACACUCUUUGUUUUCUUUACUUUUGCACGACUCUCGUACUGUUAUUGUUUUUCCUCUCCUUUUCUUUGCUUCUAGCAUACCUGUACUAUUUUAUAAGGGCCCAUACUCGGACGUCGUUGGAAGAAUGUUUGUACACAGAACGAUCAGGACGCCGUCAUCGGCGCCCCUUCUUAGUAAAAUAUAAAUAUAUUAAAAUAUAUGUAUACAUAUGUAUAAAACGGUUGCGCGCGACUUGUUGACCUGUACAACGCGUUGGGAGCAUCUUUGCUAAUAAAACGCCCACAACCCCCACCUUA